CAAUUGAACAGAAUUUGUCCUCGUCCAAUUUUAAAGCGAAAACCAUGGUAUUUGAAACGGUAUCAUACAAAUUCAUCCUCAAAAAUUUGUAGUGGCACCGAAAUUUUUAUGUACCCUUAUCUGAAGAAGCUUCAUUUUAACAAAGCCUCUUUCUCUUAUUACUCUCAAUUAAUAGACCACUGUUUAUCCCUGAAGUCAUUAGAAUUUACAAAAAGCAUCCAUGCCCAGUUGAUUAAAGUCGGGUUCAAUGGCCAUACUUACCUGGGCAACCGCUGCCUCGAUUUAUAUUCUCGGUUUGGUAAUUUUGAUGAUGUUUUGGAGGUGUUUGACGAAAUUCCAGAGAAGAAUUGCAUAUCGUGGAAUAUUUGUUUGAAGAGUUUGCUGAAAGGCAAUCAGCUCAGCAAUGCGCGUAAGAUGUUUGAUGAAAUGCCUGAACGAGAUGUUGUUAGUUGGAAUUCUAUGAUUUCGGGUUACAUCUCAUGUGGGUAUUUCGAUUAUGCGUUAGAACUGUUUUAUAAAAUGCAGAAUGAUGGUGUUAGACCUAGUGCGUUCACUUUCUCGAUUAUUUUAUCGUCUGUGUCAAGUGCUUGUUACGGUAAGCAAAUACAUGGUGCUAUAAUUCGGCAAGGUGGGAGUUUAUCCAAUGUGGCGGUUGGGAAUUGUUUAAUUGAUUUGUAUGGCAAGCUUGAUUAUCUGGACUAUGCAUUUGGCGUGUUUACUAUGGAGGAGUUGGAUAUUAUCUCUUGGAAUUCAUUGAUAUCAGGGUGUUUGAAAUCAGGCUAUGCAGAACUUGCAUUAAAUCAGUUUUGUUUAAUGAGAUCCUCAGGGUAUUCACCUGAUGAGUUUACAGUAUCUACUGUAAUAACUGCCUGUUCUAAUUUGCGAAAUGUGGGAAAGGGUAAGCAAAUUUUUGCUUUGUGUGUCAAGGUGGGAUUUCUUUGUAAUUCCAUUCUUCUGAGUGCUGCUAUUGACUUGUUUGCCAAAUGCAACAGAUUGGAAGAUUCAGUUAUGCUAUUUGGAGAGCUAGAUCGAUGUGAUUCUGCAAUUUGCAAUUCUAUGAUUUCAAGCUAUGGAAGGCAUGGUUUUGGGGAGGAUGCUAUGCGACUUUUUGUGCUCAGCUUGAGGGAGGAUUUUAGGCCCACUGAGUUCACUCUAAGUAGUGUUCUAAGUUCUACUACAGUUCUUCCAGUAGAGUGUGGAAGUCAAGUGCAUUCCUUGGCCAUCAAAUUAGGUUUUCAGUCUGAUGCAGUUGUUGCUAGCUCACUUGUUGAAAUGUACAGUAAAUUUGGUGCAGUUGAUUCUGCAAUGAAAAUUUUUGUUAACAUGGAGAUAAGAGAUUUAAUAUCCUGGAACACCAUCAUAAUGGGCUUGUCUCACAAUGGUAGAUUGGCUCAAACACUGGAUAUGUUUAACGAACUACUUAAGAAUGGUCUAUGUCCAGAUCAAAUAACACUCGCUGGUGUUUUAUUAGCUUGCAAGUACGGUGGUUUUGUUAAUGAGGGAAUGUUCAUAUUUUCAUCAAUGAAAGAGGUAUAUGGUGUGAUACCUGGUGAUGAACAUUAUGUUUGCAUUAUUGACCUAUUGUGUCGAGCUGGUAAGUUGAGAAAAGCAAUAGAUGUGAUAAAAUCAAUGCCGUAUGAACCCAGUCAUUUAAUUUGGGAAUUAUUACUCUCUGCUUGUGCAAUUUACGGAGACCUGAAACUCAUUGAAUAUGUAGCUGAGAGGAUUAUGGACUUGCAACCAGAAUCACUUCUACCUUAUUUGCUGUUGGUUCAGGCAUAUGAGACAAGGGGGAAAUGGGAGGGCUUAGUCAAAGUGAAGAAGGCCAUGAGACAGAGAGGUGUGGUGAAGAAGGUAACUGGAUGCAGUUGGAUUGGAAUAAGAAACCAUGUAUAUACUUUUAAUGCAGAACAAUUACAGCUUCAUGGCGGCAAAGAAAUCUAUUUAUUAUUGAGACUACUGAUAUGGGAGAUGGAGGAUGAAGGCUUUUUUAUAUUUACAGCAUGAUAAAUUAAGUGCUAUGGGGAUUAAGAUCAUGGUGCAACUACAGAAAUGGAAAUUCUUCAUGUUCAAAUGUAGUGGUUUCGUGGAUACUUCCUCCAGUAAAGCCAUAAAUUAUGUGAUGACAGAUUGACAGGGUGCAGGAGAAGAAACAAAAGGGGUCAAGCAGGAGAAUCUUAACUUGUGGUGAGGUGGAGCUAUCUAUGAAAGAGACAUGUGGAAAGCUUAAAAAAAAGCCAAGGAAAUGGGGCAUAGCUGUGAGAAUAUUUGAGGGAGGCUUCCACCUUGGGAGGAAGGGCACCUCUAAUUGCCUGGGAGGUCUGGCACCUCUUUGUUGCCUGAAUUAUUUAAUUACAUGAAAUAGAGUUGUGUUGUAUUUGAUAGUUAUGUAGAAUGCUUCACUGAUUAUAAUUUGAGCAUUGGGCGUAUUAUUAAAAUGUAGUUUGUAAGAA
Messenger RNA from Mangifera indica (mango), 2453 nucleotides. RefSeq names its product pentatricopeptide repeat-containing protein At1g43980, mitochondrial. Lineage: Eukaryota; Viridiplantae; Streptophyta; Magnoliopsida; Sapindales; Anacardiaceae. Gene Ontology annotation, molecular function: RNA binding; protein binding. Gene Ontology annotation, biological process: RNA modification. The record is from RefSeq and is a predicted model, not a curated record.